Messenger RNA from Eruca vesicaria subsp. sativa (arugula), 1162 nucleotides. The record is from the annotation of a GenBank genome assembly. NCBI's taxonomy places the organism in Eukaryota, Viridiplantae, Streptophyta, Magnoliopsida, Brassicales, Brassicaceae.
CAAGCAUAAAAAAGUUGCUACCUUCUCUUAUUUUCUUCUAGAGUCAUACCACACACACACACAAAGUCAUGUUCUCCACAAAAACGCUUCUCUUUAUCACUCUCCUGUUCCUUGUCGGAACAUUCACAUUCGCCGCCGUCGACACUUUUGUCUACGGUGGCUGCUCGCAAACAAAAUACUUCCCGGGAUCUCCUUACGAGUCCAACGUCAACUCUCUCCUCACCUCCUUCGUCAACUCAGCUUCUCUCUACACUUACAACAACUUCACCGUCAACGGCGACGGUUCCGUCUACGGCCUGUACCAGUGUCGCGGCGACCUCUCCUUAGGCUCCGGCGACUGCGCUAGGUGCGUCGCUCGAGCCGUCAGCCGUCUCGGGAGUCUCUGCGCCGGAGCGACCGGUGGCGCGUUGCAGCUCGAAGGAUGUUUCGUGAAGUACGACAACUCGACGUUCCUCGGCGUUGAGGAUAAGACGGUGGUGGUUAGACGGUGCGGAACACCGGUUGGGUAUAACUCGGACGAGUUGACUCGGAGGGACUCGGUGGUUGGUUAUUUAUCGGCGAGUAACGGUGGGUCUUAUAGAGUGGGAGUGUCCGGGGAAGUGCAAGGUGUGGCGCAGUGCACCGGAGAUCUCAGUGGGAGUGAGUGUCAAGACUGUUUGAUGGAAGCGAUCGGACGGUUGAAAACUGAUUGUGGAGCAGCCGCUUGGGGUGACGUUUACUUAGCCAAGUGCUACGCGCGGUACACUGGGCGCGGUGGACACUCGCGAGCCAAUGGCUACGGUGGGAAUCGUGACAAUAAUGACGACGAGAUACAGAAGACACUUGCAAUCAUAGUUGGGUUAAUUGCUGGAGUUACGUUACUCGUUGUUUUACUUUCUUUUUUGUCAAAAUCGUGCGAGAGGGUUAAAGGAGGAAAAUAAACUACGUUGUGGGCUUUUGCUUCUCGACUCUUGUAUCAUCAAUUAUAAAAAGAAAAAAUAAUAAUUUAAUGCGUAAAGGAGAAACAAAAGCGAAGAGAUUCUUCAUAUUCUCCACUCAAACGUUUCCUUUUUGACUCACUUCACUUUAAUUCAAGUCUUGAUCAAUUGUAUAUGAAAUUUACGCCGUUUAUAGACUUGUAUCCGUGUCUUCCUAUAAUAACGUUAUAUAAAGUGGCGCAUGC